AAAUUUGGGUUUUAUGAGUUAAAAUUGGAAACUUUUGAAGUGUCAAGUAAGAAUUGGUAAAAGGUGACAUCAGCAAUGCCAGACAGAGGCCCUGCCGGCUGCUCCCACCGACCAUAACGAAGAAGCUCAUUUACACACGCCAAAAAACCAAUUCUUUAAUGACCCAAAAGAUCAAAGCUUGGAACCCAUGUCACUACAUUGAAGUAUCCGCCCAUCAAAGGUGAAAAAGUUUGAAGUGGGCUGCAUAGAUCAGGGGCUUUGACCAUUGAAAAUAGUGUUGAUCUUUGAAGAGUCUAGUUGGAGUUGAGGAUAUUUGAUUUUUGUAGAAAAUCCAACAUUAAUUCUAGCUCUUUUUGAUGUUUUAAAGUUAAUUUCUUAUAUUAGGUGAAAAAGUUAGAAGUGGGCUGCUUAGAUCAGGGGCUUUGAGGAGGAAAUACCAUUGAAAAAGAUUCUACCUUUUCUCUUUUUUAGUGAAAAAAGAGGAAUUGAAUAAGAUAUGGUUGGGGAUGGUGAUGGUGAUGGUGAUGGUGAUGGUGUGAUUCAUAAUGAGUACUCAAAUGGAUUGGUACAUAAUUCGAAUGGUUUAAUUGAAGACAAGAUCGAUGAGAUUCGUCGGCUUUUGGGGAAAGCUGAAGGUGAUCCUUUGAAGAUAGUUGGUGUUGGUGCUGGUGCUUGGGGCAGUGUGUUUAUUGCCAUGUUGCAGGAUUGUUAUGGUCACUUAAGAGACAAGGUUUUGAUAAGAAUUUGGAGAAGACCGGGAAGAGCAAUCGAUAAAGCCACAGCUGAACAUUUAUUCGAAAUAAUCAACUCGAGAGAAGAUGUGUUGAGGAGACUAAUCAGACGCUGUGCUUAUUUGAAGUAUGUCGAGGCAAGAUUAGGUGAUCGAACGCUCUAUGCUGAUGAGAUAUUGAAAGACGGUUUUUGUGUAAAUAUGAUUGAUACUCCUCUUUGCCCCUUGAAGGUUGUUACUAACUUGCAGGAAGCUGUGUGGGAUGCUGAUAUUUUGGUAAAUGGAUUGCCCUCGACAGAAACUCGUGAAGUGUUUGAAGAGAUUAGCAAGUAUUGGAAAGAGAGAAUAGCAAUGCCGGUUAUUAUUUCUCUGUCUAAAGGUGUAGAGGCUGAACUUGAGAUUGAGCCACGGAUUAUUACUCCUACACAAAUGAUCAAUCGAGCUACUGGAGUUCCAAUUGAGAACAUUCUCUAUCUUGGAGGUCCUAAUAUUGCCUCAGAAAUAUACAACAAGGAGUAUGCUAAUGCUCGAAUAUGUGGAGGCGAAAAAUGGAGAAAACCAUUGGCUACAUUUUUGAGACAACCCCAUUUUAUAGUGUGGGACAAUGGUGAUCUAGUUACUCAUGAAGUGAUGGGCGGUUUGAAAAAUGUCUAUGCAAUCGGAGCUGGAAUGGUAGCUGCUUUAACAAAAGAAAGUGCAACGAGCAAAUCGGUGUAUUUUGCACAUUGCACAUCCGAAAUGAUAUUCAUAACUCAUCUUUUGGCAGAAGAGCCAGAGAAACUUGCAGGGCCUUUGCUUGCCGAUACUUAUGUGACAUUGUUGAAAGGUCGUAAUGCAUGGUACGGACAAAAGUUAGCCAAAAAAGAGUUGAGCCUCGAAAUGGGUGAUAGCAUCAAGGGAAAGGGUAUGAUUCAGGGUGUCUCUGCUGUGAAAGCAUUUUUCGAGUUGUUAAGCCAUUCAUCGUUGAGUGUGUUACACCCCGAAGAAAACAAGCAUGUUGCUCCGGUUGAGCUCUGUCCUAUACUGAAAAUGCUCUAUAAAAUCCUUAUCAAAAGGGAGUAUUCAUCACAAGCUAUUCUUCAAACACUAAGAGACGAAACGAUGAACGACCCGAGAGAUCGUAUCCAGAUUGCUCAAACUCAUGUGUUCUACAGGCCAUCACUUCUUGGUCACCAACCUUGAUAUGUUAUAUUAUCAGUUUCACCUCAAAAUCACAGAACAGUUAUAUAUUUUUGUUCAUUAGAUUCAAGAUUUUGAUAUAAUUAUGUAGGUGUUACUUCUAGCUUAGCUAGUUUGUGAAGAGUAUUAUGAAUGAUAUCCUCAUUGGUUUGAUUGGAUUACAUAAACUAAAAAUUAUUCAUUCAA
Messenger RNA from Cannabis sativa, 2095 nucleotides. Its product is annotated as probable glycerol-3-phosphate dehydrogenase [NAD(+)] 1, cytosolic. Gene Ontology annotation, cellular component: cytosol. Gene Ontology annotation, biological process: carbohydrate metabolic process; glycerol-3-phosphate catabolic process. Gene Ontology annotation, molecular function: NAD binding; glycerol-3-phosphate dehydrogenase [NAD(P)+] activity. NCBI's taxonomy places the organism in Eukaryota, Viridiplantae, Streptophyta, Magnoliopsida, Rosales, Cannabaceae. The coding region runs from base 497 to 1912 and encodes 471 amino acids. The transcript is spliced from 6 exons. The record is from RefSeq and is a predicted model, not a curated record.